AUGAAAAGACGUCGCUCCGCUAUUCAUCGGGUCGAGGAGGCUCACAUAGAUUUGCUUAAUUCAUUAAAAAAAAUUAACAUUUUUUUGGUCGAACAAAAACAAAGAAUUUAUAUACUUUAUGAACAAAGGGUCGAAGAUAUACAUCUUGAAUAUGAAAAAGAAAUGGAGGCUUGCGAUCGCGAUUGUGAAGUAAUUAUUACAUAUUCUUAUUUUUUCAAGGUAGAGAAAAAGAAAGUUCAAGAAUACUUAAUCUCAUUGUGCGAAGAACUAAAACGGCGUCUUGAGUAUGACAAAAAAAACAUAGAGCUUACUCCUACUGGUGAUGUUUUGGACUUGAAGCCAGCGGUUACUAGGAAACUCAGAAGGCGAGGAGGGGCAAGUGCUGGUGUUGCAGGUUGUGGCAAUGAAUUUGCCAGUACAACUCUUGUUUCCGGAAGUUCUGUUGGUUCAAGCUUUGGCUACUGGGGAGAUCUUCUUUGUGGUCCAGCUUGGGCCCUCUUCAACAAUUCUGGACCUAAAAGCCCCCUGUCUACAACGAUUAGCUCUACUGCUUUACUUGAUGGAGCUUCCAGAGAUACAUGUGAUCAUGAGAUAAACACGGUCAGAGGCAAUGGAGAGAAGCAAGUAUCAGGGCAAAAUCUCAGUAGCUCGGCUUCUUCUGUUUCCAGAUCUCCAGCUAAUCGUAUUAUCGGGAGUAAUAUAUUUGGGAGUCUCGGUAUUAGCCUUACGGAUGGCGGCCUUCGUUCACAUCUUAUUGCUUCACUCAGUGCGAGCGGUGCGUGUGCAACAACCUUUGCAUCUGGCCUCUUAAAUAGUCCAUCAUUUGGAACUCUUCACAGUUCUGUAUCGACCAUCGGUCCUGGAUUGCCCAACAGUCAUUUAGGUUCCACCACUAUGACAGGUUCUUCUACUGGACCUCCCUCCAACUCCUGCUCGUCAGCUUCAUCUAUCUUGUCUAGUACUGCUGUCGCAGCUGGCGCUAACUUUGUUGGUGUAGGGUUAGCUGGGGGUGUCGGGUCGUUCUUUGCAGGUGCUUUCGGUGGGGGCAAGCAUGCUAUUAAUCGUAAACUUAUAUCUCUUAAAGCUAGUUAUAAUAGAAGUGGUUUGACUUCCCUUUUGCAAUUUGGUCGUGAUCUAAGUGAACGCGCUCGGUCCGAAGUCCCACCCUGGCUUGUGGCAAAAAGUCCGGUGUCAGUGGCUCUGGACGAAAGUAUGCAGGUCAAUCCAGCUCUAGUCGAAAUUAUACAGGUGGAGACUCAUCUGCUUUAUGUGGCAGCUCUGCGCCUAACAGCAGUGCUGUUGAUACUGUCAGUAAAACCAAUGGAAUUGGUCCAACGUCAAGCUCAUCAGGCAUAUCUGUCUGGAUAG
Molecule: messenger RNA, 1368 nt
Organism: Protopolystoma xenopodis
Lineage: Eukaryota; Metazoa; Platyhelminthes; Monogenea; Polystomatidea; Polystomatidae
Source: the annotation of a GenBank genome assembly